Messenger RNA from Cynoglossus semilaevis (tongue sole), 1555 nucleotides. RefSeq names its product serine carboxypeptidase 1 (gene scpep1). The coding region runs from base 95 to 1420 and encodes 441 amino acids. The record is from RefSeq and is a predicted model, not a curated record. NCBI's taxonomy places the organism in Eukaryota, Metazoa, Chordata, Actinopteri, Pleuronectiformes, Cynoglossidae. The transcript is spliced from 13 exons. Gene Ontology annotation, biological process: proteolysis. Gene Ontology annotation, molecular function: serine-type carboxypeptidase activity.
AGAGAUCAGCUGACUUCAGGGUGUGGUCACGUGGUCUUCUCGGCGUAAUAAAUGAGCGUAGAACCAAAUCAGCCGAACGUUUCACACUUCGACAAUGGGUCUGAUUCAAGGAGCCUGUCGGCUGUUGGUUGUAUUUGCUGUCGUCUUCAGAGAAGGGCUCCUCAGUCCCCUGGAAGGUAAAGAAGCCUGGAACUAUGUGGAGGUGAGGGACGGGGCCCACAUGUUCUGGUGGCUGUAUUAUGCUGACAACCAGUCGGCCGGAUACAAGGACCUGCCUCUGGUCAUGUGGCUGCAGGGUGGACCAGGUGGAUCAGGAAGUGGUUUUGGGAACUUUGAGGAGAUUGGACCUUUGAACAGAGACCUGGAGCCCAGGAAGUCGAGCUGGGUCCAAGCAGCCAGUGUGUUGUUUGUCGACAACCCCGUGGGCACCGGCUUCAGCUACACCGAACGCUCGGAUGGUUACGCCACCAACGUGGCCAUGGUUUCCUCCGACAUGUUGGUGCUGCUCGGACACUUCUUCGCAGAGAAGCCAGAGUUCCAGAACGUUCCGUUCUACAUCUUCUCUGAGUCCUACGGAGGGAAGAUGGCAGCUGCCAUUUCACUGGACCUCACCAAGGCUAUUGCACAAGGAACGGUGAAAUGUAAUUUUGCUGGUGUAGCACUCGGAGACUCGUGGAUUUCACCACUUGACUCUGUGAUGACGUGGGGACCGUACCUCUACACCACUUCCCUGCUGGACGAUAACGGCCUGUCCGAGGUGACCAGCGCAGCGGAGGAGGUGAAGAAGGCGGUGGAGCAGCAGCAGUUUGAGAAGGCCACAGAGCUGUGGUCGAUGGCCGAGACUGCAGUGGAGCAGAACACCAACGGCGUGAACUUCUACAACAUCCUCACCCAGGAACCAGAUGACAAACGUGUCUCCACCUCAGGAGAAAACUUCAUGACUCUACAGAUACGUCGCCACAUCAGGCCCCUCCACAGGCAGUCACUGAGUGAGCUGAUGAAUGGACCAAUCAAGAAGAAGCUUGGCAUCAUACCCCAGAAUGUCACAUGGGGAGGUCAGGCAGAGGAAGUGUUCAGCAACAUGGCAGGAGACUUCAUGAAGCCAGUGGUGGACGUGGUGGACCAGCUGCUGAGCGCUGGGGUCAACGUCACCGUCUACAAUGGACAGCUGGACCUCAUAGUGGACACCAUGGGUCAAGAGCUGUGGGUGAAGCGGCUGAAGUGGGAGGGGCUUCCUAGGUUCAACGCGCUGAGAUGGAGCGCUCUGGACGACCCCGGCGCCCAGGGUGUGACCGGAGCCUUCUGCAAAAACUACAAGAACUUCGCCUUCUACUGGAUCCUCCGAGCGGGUCACAUGAUUCCCUCGGACCAGGGACCCAUGGCUCUACAGAUGAUGAGGAUGAUCACUCAGCAGGUCUGAGGCUCGGACCUCGGCUGGAACGGCUCUGACAAUCACCACUUCAAUAAUUCUAUCACUUGUCGGCUAAAUCAAACACACAAACACACAGGACUUUAUAUCUGGAAUGUAAUAAAAACUAAUGAUUUGUUUUCUACA